AUGGCAACAUUUGAUCGUACAAAACCCCAUGUAAAUGUUGGUACCAUUGGUCAUGUCGAUCACGGUAAAACGACAUUAACAGCGGCCAUUACAAAAGUUUUGUCAGAAACGGGCGGUGCGGAAUUUACCAGCUACGCCGACAUUGAUAAAGCCCCUGAAGAACGAGCACGUGGUAUUACAAUUUCUACUGCUCAUGUCGAGUAUGAAACAGACAAACGUCAUUAUGCACACGUUGACUGUCCUGGGCAUGCUGAUUAUGUGAAAAAUAUGAUUACGGGAGCUGCUCAAAUGGACGGUGGCAUUUUAGUCGUAUCGGCUGGUGAUGGGCCAAUGCCACAAACCCGAGAACAUAUUUUACUUGCUCGUCAAGUUGGUGUCCCAGCUCUUGUGGUGUUUAUGAACAAAGUGGACCAAGUGGAUGAUGAAGAGCUCUUGGAACUUGUGGAAAUGGAAAUUCGUGAACUUUUGGAAGCGUAUGACUUUCCAGCGGAUGAUAUUCCUGUUGUACAGGGAUCAGCUCUUGCAGCUGUGGAAGGACGUGAUCAUACUAUUGGACGGGAUGCUGUUUUGAAGCUCAUGGAUGAAGUUGAUGCGUACAUUCCAGACCCUGUUCGAGACUUUGAAAAACCCUUUUUGAUGCCAGUGGAAGACGUGUUUUCUAUCUCUGGUCGUGGUACUGUCGUGUCUGGUCGAGUGGAACAAGGUAUUAUCAAUACUGGAGAUGAAGUGGAGCUCGUGGGGCUGAAGCCGAGUUUCAAGACUACGUGCACGGGUGUCGAGAUGUUCAAGAAGUCACUUGACCGUGGACAGGCUGGAGAUAAUGUUGGUCUGUUGCUGCGUGGCCUCAAGCGUGACGAAGUGUUGCGUGGACAGGUGUUGUGCAAGCCUGGUACUAUCAAUCCGCACACCAAGUUUGAGGCCGAGGUGUAUGUGCUUAAGAAGGAAGAAGGUGGCCGCCACACGCCCUUCUUCAGCAAUUACCGACCGCAGUUUUUUUUCCGCACGGCCGACGUGACGGGCAACAUUCUGCUCAAGGACGGCACGGAGAUGGUUAUGCCUGGUGACAACACGGCCAUUGACAUUGAGCUCAUUCAUCCUGUUGCUCUGGACGCUGGUAUGAAGUUCAGCAUUCGUGAGGGUGGUCGUACCAUUGGUGCCGGUGUCAUUUCCAAGGUUGAGUCGUAG
Molecule: messenger RNA, 1185 nt
Organism: Peronospora farinosa
Lineage: Eukaryota; Oomycota; Peronosporomycetes; Peronosporales; Peronosporaceae
Source: the annotation of a GenBank genome assembly